Molecule: messenger RNA, 832 nt
Organism: Eucalyptus grandis
Lineage: Eukaryota; Viridiplantae; Streptophyta; Magnoliopsida; Myrtales; Myrtaceae
Product: ferredoxin-thioredoxin reductase, variable chain
Exons: 1
Coding region: 272-673 (133 amino acids)
Biological process (GO): photosynthesis
Source: RefSeq, a predicted model, not a curated record
CGCAGGAUGCGAUGCACGGGGUCAUCUUCGUUUUCGGAAAGUUAGAAGGACCAUCUACCCCUUAUGAGGCGAGGAUUGUCGGUUAGAUUCAACCCCAAAGAUUGUUAGCUCACAGCUAAAAGUAUCCACUUCUGUUCUAUAUAAAAUCUUGGUCACAUCCCAAUUAUCAUUGCUAGAAGGAAAGAAACCACAACGCAAUUUCCUUUGAAUUCAACUCAUCAAUCCUCUUUCCUCUCCUUCACCUUCUCCCCUUCUUAUCUUCUCGGCACGCAUGGUGAUCGCUCUUCAGUCGUCCCCGGCCUCUGCCUCUCUGCUCCCGCGGAUCUGCACGGGGCGGAGGAGGUUGAUGAUAUCCUGUGAGGUCGCGCUCCAAUCGGAAGCCAAGCCGUCCUCGGUCUCCUUCAAGAAGGGCGUCGCGCCGUCGCCGGACCCCACGAGGAUUGGGUCGAGGGUCAGAGUGAAGGCGCCGGUGAGGGUGUACCACGUGCCGCGGGUGCCGGAGCUGGAGCUGGGCGGGAUGGAAGGUGAGGUGAAGCAGAACUUGCUGUUCUGGAGAGGCAAGAGCCUGACCGCCAAUCGCCCUUUCAGGGUGGAGUUUGUCAGGGAUGUGGAGGGCCGGGGGCUCGUCAAGUUCGUCGCGCACCUGGAGGAGGAUGAAUUGGAGUUUGUUUGAUCGAGCCGAUUGCUGUAAAAAAAGAAAUUAUCGCUUAAAGCUUAAUUCUAUUGUAUCUAAAUUAAACCCAUCCUAUAUUUAGAAACAGUAAGAUACACGCCGCGUCGCAAGAAUUUGUUUACACAUGAAAUGAAUAAAACAUGUUUUACGUUGCUUCGC